CGACUCAACGGAAUUCAGAGAACGCUUUCGAUUCCGGCUCGCGCCUCAUAUAAAGCUUAUCGUUCAAGCAAACCCACCAAAUUCAUUUCAAAUUUUCAAAAUCACUCUCUCUCUCUCUCUCGCUCUCGUUCUCUCAGUUUGAAUUCUGAUUACCGAGAAUUUCUUCUGCCAAAGCGAGGAUGCUUGCUGCUCUCAAAGCUGAAGAAGCGAGCCAGAUGCAGCUCGUUGAACGGGAAGAAAUUGACGACGACGAAGACUUAUUUGAAGCUAUUGACAAAUUGAUCGCUCAAGGUAUAAAUGCUGGAGAUGUUAAGAAACUUCAAGAUGCUGGGAUCUACACCUGCAAUGGCUUAAUGAUGCAUACCAAAAAGAACCUUACUGGAAUAAAAGGUUUAUCAGAGGCCAAAGUUGACAAGAUCUGUGAAGCAGCUGAGAAGAUAGUGAAUUUCGGGUAUAUGACUGGAAGCGAUGCUCUGCUAAAGAGAAAGUCGGUAGUUCGGAUCACAACAGGGAGCCAAGCUCUUGAUGAUCUCUUAGGAGGUGGAAUUGAAACUUCAGCCAUCACGGAAGCUUUUGGGGAGUUCAGGUCCGGGAAAACACAACUGGCACAUACCCUCUGUGUUUCGACGCAGCUUCCUACAAACAUGAAAGGCGGGAAUGGCAAAGUGGCUUACAUUGAUACAGAGGGAACUUUCCGGCCUGACCGGAUUGUCCCAAUAGCUGAAAGAUUUGGAAUGGAUCCAGGAGCUGUGCUUGACAAUAUCGUUUAUGCCCGUGCUUAUACAUACGAGCACCAAUACAACCUGCUUCUUGGACUAGCUGCAAAAAUGUCGGAAGAACCAUUCAGGCUUCUGAUUGUGGACUCUGUCAUUGCUCUAUUCCGAGUGGAUUUCACCGGAAGAGGGGAACUUGCCGACCGACAGCAAAAACUAGCACAGAUGCUCUCCCGGCUAAUCAAAAUCGCAGAAGAAUUCAACGUCGCUGUCUACAUGACAAACCAAGUCAUAGCUGAUCCAGGAGGAGGAGUGUUCAUAUCUGAUCCAAAGAAGCCAGCGGGAGGGCAUGUCCUCGCUCACGCAGCCACCAUCAGGCUGAUGUUCAGGAAAGGCAAAGGCGAACAGCGUGUCUGCAAAGUGUUUGAUGCCCCAAACCUGCCUGAAGCUGAAGCAAUUUUCCAGAUAACCCCAGGAGGCAUUGCCGACGCAAAGGACUAGCCAUGCUUGACGAUACAACCUUAUCAAACCCGGUGAUGUU
Molecule: messenger RNA, 1254 nt
Organism: Tarenaya hassleriana
Lineage: Eukaryota; Viridiplantae; Streptophyta; Magnoliopsida; Brassicales; Cleomaceae
Product: meiotic recombination protein DMC1 homolog
Exons: 15
Coding region: 180-1214 (344 amino acids)
Biological process (GO): DNA strand invasion; chromosome organization involved in meiotic cell cycle; reciprocal meiotic recombination
Cellular component (GO): condensed nuclear chromosome; nucleus
Molecular function (GO): ATP hydrolysis activity; double-stranded DNA binding; DNA strand exchange activity
Source: RefSeq, a predicted model, not a curated record